ACCGUCCAGGUGUCGGACUUCGUGCGGUACCACUACAACGGCACCUUCCUGGACGGCACCCUCUUCGACUCCAGUCACAAUCGCAUGAAGACAUAUGACACAUACGUGGGCAUCGGCUGGCUGAUCCCGGGCAUGGACACAGGGCUGCUGGGGAUGUGUGUGGGAGAGAGGCGCAUCAUCACCAUUCCUCCUUUCCUGGCCUACGGCGAGGCUGGCGAUGGGAAGGACAUUCCUGGGCAGGCGUCGGUGGUGUUCGAUGUCAUGCUGCUGGACCUGCAUAACCCCAAGGAUAGCAUUUCCGUUGAGAACCAGGUGGUGCCCGAGAGCUGUGAGCGCAGGAGCCAGAGCGGGGACUUCCUGCGGUACCACUACAAUGGCACCCUGCUGGAUGGCAGCCUCUUCGACUCCAGCUACUCGCGGAACCGCACGUUCGACACGUACAUCGGGCAGGGCUACGUGAUCCCCGGUGUGGACCAGGGGCUGCUGGGCGUGUGCGUUGGAGAGAGGCGGCGGAUCGUGGUGCCCCCGCACCUGGGCUACGGGGAGGAGGGCAGAGGGAACAUCCCGGGCUCGGCUGUGCUGGUGUUCGACGUGCAGGUGGUCGACUUCCACAACCCCUCAGACCCUGUCAGCAUCACCUCCCGCUACCGGCCACCCGACUGCUCAGAGCUGAGCAAGAAGGGCGACUUCCUCAAGUACCGCUACAACGCGUCGCUGUUGGACGGGACCCUGCUGGACUCCACGUGGAAUCUGGGCAAAACGGACAGCGCGGUGCUGGGCUUCGGUCAGGUCGUGCUGGGCGUGGACAUGGGCCUCCGCGACAUGUGUGUGGGCGAGCGGCGCACCGUGGUCGUCCCGCCGCACCUGGGCUACGGCGAGGCCGGAGUGGCUGGGGAGGUGCCGGGCAGCGCGGUGCUGGUGUUUGACAUCGAGCUGCUGGAGCUGGUGGCCGGCCUGCCCGAGGGGUACAUGUUCGUGUGGACUGGCGAGGUGUCCCCCCACCUCUUCGAGGAGAUCGACAGAGAUGGCGACGGGGGUGUCCUCCUGGAGGAGUUCGCUGAGUACAUCCACGCCCAGGUGGGCUCUGGCAGAGGGAAGCUAGCACCUGGAUUUGACGCCCAGAUGAUCGUGAGGAACAUGUUUGCCAACCAGGACCGGGACGGGGACGGCAAGGUCACGGCCCAGGAGUUCAAGCUCAAGGGCCAGGAGGCCAAGCAUGAUGAGCUCUAGGGCGCCGCCUGCCCGUCACAGGUGGAUCGCCUUCUGUCGCCCAGGCUGCUCUCAAAUCCUGGGCACAUCCUGGCUACAGGCCCAACACCGUGGGCUGCCGGGGACGGGCCAGGCCCUCUACACAGAGCCGCAAGGAAACCUUUCCCUGUGUGCGGUGCUUGUCCCGGGUGUUUGCUGGAGCAGCGGGAACCCAAGAUGGAGCGGUAACACCCAGUCUGUAGUUCCUCUGCAGCUUCUCCCUGUGCCUGUCUCUAGUGUCCUCUCCUAGCUCCCCCAGCACAGGGCACUCUGGUGUCCAGAGCCCACCGUACCCCUCCAGUGUGACCCCUGCCCUCCGCCCACCUCCCGAUACCCUCUCCCCCGUCCCAGCCCGAAGAUGCAACAUGGCAGCUGCUCCCAGCACUGGUCUGGCAUCCGCAUGGGUGGUAGGGGUCACGACCUGAGGCAGCUGUGACCCAUGAGGCCGGCCACCCUCCCGUCCCUCUGUACCCAGCUUCCUCUCGGCUCUUCCUCCCCACCCUCGGGCUUCUGCACAGGAACCGAUGUCCACUGUCGCUUGCGUUUUCUUCCUGGCACAGUCAUUGUGUCUUCUCUUCUCCCAUCUCUCCCACUCGGGACGGAGGCUACACAAGGGCAGGAAGCGUGUCUCGCCUGCCACGUCUCGCUGCUCUAGAACCCACGUGCUCUUCAUUCCGUCCCCGCUACUCCAAGGCAGUCAGAAGCUUCACUCCAAGUGUGACUAUUCCGUUUGGUUGGUUUUGGGGUUUUUUGCAACAAGGACUUGCUGUGUGAUCCAGGCCGGCCUCCAAUACUCAAUCUUCCUGCCUCAGCCUCCCAAGGAGCUUUGAUUACAGUUGUGUGGCAACACGCCCAGCGCUGGGCAGAUGUGACUUUCAACACUUGUGGCCCUUACACUUUUCAUCUGUUAAACUGGUGCCAAAACCAGGGUAACUGUGAAAGGAGGGCGUAAUGGUGGAACUGUGGGGUGCCAUGGAGAAGCUUCAGGAUUAGUCAUUCAGGAUCAUGUUCAUCUUUUGUUUGCUGCUUCUCCUUAAAGUGUACCAAGGAGAGAGGGACCCCUCUGCCUCAGAGAGGUAGACUUGGCUGGCUCGGAGGCCUUCCGGACGUACACCAUGGCACUCAGGCUUCUUAUGAAACCAAUCUGGAAUGAGCUGGCAUCACUGAUUGUUUUCCCAAAUUUUUAAAAAAUCAGAAUUGUUGUAGCACUCAAAACUGCUCUACCUCAGAAAGCAAAAUUUACAGUCAGGCAGGUGUGGUGGCACACUCCUAUAACCCCAACCCUCAGGAGGCUAAAGCAGGAGGCUGGCCUGGGCUAUUGAAAGGCCCUGUCUCAAAAACCAGAAAAGGACAGGGAUGCAGCUUAGUUCUGGAGCCCUUAGCUCACACAAACGAGGCCAGGCUUCAGUCCCCCAUACCAGCUAAAGCUGGACCACUGGCUAAUGCUGGUGCUUUGGCAGAUGUGGUAGCCACUGUCCAGCAGCAGUGCUCACUGGGGCUACGCAGAUCCUCCAUCACACAGGCUGGAGCUCACUCUUACAGGUGUAACAGUAGUGAGCAGCUGUUGUUUUGAGUACAAACAUCUGCAGAGCAUGCACACUGGAGGGUAUGUUAAGCUCCCCACAGACGGGCACCUCAGAGAUCCGUGCAAGGCCGUCCUGAUUUUGGUGCCAACUCCCAGCCCCUCCUGGCGGACCUGCUGCCCAUGUGGGAUGGCAACCCAGCCGUGAGUCCACAGCCCCUUCCUCAAUGGCUGCAUGAGCUGACAAGCAUUCCACAUGUCACUAGCACCCAGGGGCAGUGAGAUGUGGCAGUGCCCCCCCAGGGGGCUGAGCCCUGAGAGCAUGCGGCACUGGAGCCCUGACCCUGGUGCUGACAGACGUCAACCAUGCCUUCCCCACUGGAGCCUUCUGGGUGCCAUGUUGUGCCUUGCAUGGGUGCAGACGCAUGUGUGUGUGUGUGUGUGUGUGUGUGUGUGUGUGAGAGAGAGCGAGCCAAGAUCAAACCCAGGGCCUGUGCUGUACUCUAAACACAGCCACACCUCCACCCAUUAUUUUUUGCUUUGCGUUAGAGUUUCAAUUCGAUCUCUGUUCCCUGGCUGGUCUCAAACUUGAGGACUUGAUCCAGCCAGCUCAGCCUCCCAGGGGCUGGAAUCACAGGUGGCCCCACACCCCCAGCUCACAAGUUUGAGUCUGAUUUUGGAAAUACAGGGAUGAACGAAAUAUAUGGUGAAUAUUUUUUUUAAAAGUUUUUUUUUAAUUUAUCAUGGUAAAAGACCAUCAAUCUCCCUCAUAAUCUCCCCCUUGGUUCACUUACACCAUAGCUUUGGCCUCUUUGUGAAGUGGACUUGAGCCUUUUCUGAGUGUGUUUACAAGGCAAGAUAAAAACGUGGUGAGAGCCACUGCUGAGUGUCCAACAGAAAAGCGGGCUGGUAGACAGCAUGGUGUGUCCCGGUCCUCCUUGUUCACGGGGUCUGAACUCAAAGUCAAGGUGACCAUGAAACAUCAACGUUUUGAAUCAACUCAGGACAUCAAGGCAGUCACAACAGCACAACUGAAGGGAAGGCUUCCAGAGCUGCAGCAAAAGGGCCAAAUAAAAACCUAAACAUUCACUGUACUUGCUGAUCAUAGCUCAGAGCCCUUAUCUUUUGCUUGUGCUUUUUUUUGAGACAAGGCCUCACGAAGUAGUUCCGGCGGGCCUACAGCUAUGUAGUCUUCAGCUGGCCUCAAAUUCGUGGCGAUCGAUCUCCUGGCGCCCAUGGUUAGUGUGUGGCGCCAACUGGAGUAUUCAUGGUUGUUCAUGGUAAGAGGACGAGUGGGCAUCCGCAGGGCGGGACCUGCCUUGACCACACCCCCUGGACCACAGGCUCCGCCCACAGCAGACGAGGGCCUUGGCUCCAGCUGCUGCGGGAUCUGCGGGGUGGGGUGGGGGUGCCCCCUCGCCUGUGGUAGAGUACAGCGCUGGCUUUCCCUCAUGUUUUCAACCGGGGAAAUGGUCUUCGUGAGCCCUGGUGUCCCGAAGGGCAGGUUGCACCCCGUAUGCUGUUAUUUAGAAGGUGUAAUCUGCAAGGCCAGGACCACAGGACCGUGAGAAUCGGAGAAGGGAGGGACGAAAGCACGGCAGUGUUCAGUAUUGCUGCAGUCUUUUGUUGUGUGGCUGGGGGUGUUGAGCAGAGGCUCCUGUAGCCCGGCCUGGCCGGAGCUCACGCCUCCUGCCUCAGCCUCCCAAGGCGUGUGCCGGGCCCAGCCUAAGCAAGCCAGCGCUGACAGCAGAAUUAAAAAGGCUCUCAUCUCAUGUUUAUUAUCGGUGCCGACAGAACGUGCAAUGCUCAGCGAGGUGAACACUGACUUCCCAGACAGGAAGGAUCACUGCGCGUGGUACAAUUUGGGAGGUGGAGAGGACACUGGCAUAACCACCCAAAUUACAAAAACGGCAGUCCUCAAAAUCAUGCACAUUAUUUCACCAUUUCAUAAAACACUUUACAUUUCUACAAACUUUCAUGUUGUAAAAAAAAAAAAAAAA
Molecule: messenger RNA, 4770 nt
Organism: Fukomys damarensis (Damara mole-rat)
Lineage: Eukaryota; Metazoa; Chordata; Mammalia; Rodentia; Bathyergidae
Gene: Fkbp9
Product: FKBP prolyl isomerase 9
Exons: 9
Coding region: 85-1230 (381 amino acids)
Molecular function (GO): calcium ion binding; peptidyl-prolyl cis-trans isomerase activity
Source: RefSeq, a predicted model, not a curated record